Aspergillus ochraceoroseus IBT 24754 is the source of this 2619-nucleotide messenger RNA. It is a transcript of the gene hsp78, whose product is annotated as chaperone ATPase HSP78. NCBI's taxonomy places the organism in Eukaryota, Fungi, Ascomycota, Eurotiomycetes, Eurotiales, Aspergillaceae. The transcript has a single exon. The coding region runs from base 67 to 2472 and encodes 801 amino acids. Gene Ontology annotation, biological process: cellular response to heat. The record is from RefSeq and is a predicted model, not a curated record. Gene Ontology annotation, cellular component: mitochondrial matrix; cytoplasm. Gene Ontology annotation, molecular function: ATP binding; ATP hydrolysis activity.
CUUUAGGAUUCUCACUCUCUCUCUCUGAUACACACACACAUACAUACACAUCAAAUAGCUACUACAAUGGCGUCGAGGCUGCAUCUCAGUGGCACUCGACUCAUCCGAUCAUCAGCUUUAGCUUCACCAAAUCGGCACUUAUUACGACCUUCACCGACCUCAUUACGUCUACUCCCGCAUGCUCGGUUACUCCCGCCCGUGACGAAUGGUGUCGCCCACCACCAACCGAUUCUGUGCGUACGAACCUAUGCCAAUGGCCGGCCGCAUCCUCCAGGUGGCACACAUCGCAUGAACCUUGGUGGCGAGCCAGAAAAGUCGGCGUUGGAACAAUACGGGGUUGACCUCACUGCUAAAGCCAAGGCCGGUAAACUCGACCCGGUUAUUGGCAGAGACGCAGAGAUACAUCGAACUAUUCAAAUCCUAUCGAGACGAACCAAAAACAACCCAGUUCUUAUCGGAGCUGCGGGAACGGGAAAGACAGCCGUUCUGGAGGGUCUAGCACAGAGGAUCGUGCAAGGCGAUGUGCCUGAAAGCAUCAAAAACAAACGGGUCAUCUCUCUAGACCUAGGCUCACUCAUUGCUGGUGCUAAGUUCAGGGGUGACUUCGAGGAACGAUUAAAAUCUGUGCUGAAGGAGGUUGAAGAAGCACAAGGGGGCGUGAUUCUCUUUGUUGACGAACUCCAUACUUUACUUGGCCUGGGAAAGGCGGAAGGCAGCAUCGAUGCAAGCAACCUUUUAAAGCCAGCCCUGUCUCGGGGAGAACUUCAAUGCUGCGGCGCAACAACCCUUAACGAGUAUCGAUUGAUCGAGAAAGAUGUUGCCUUAGCAAGGCGAUUUCAACCUAUUCAAGUUGGCGAGCCUUCUGUCGCUGCGACGAUUUCGAUAUUGCGUGGGAUAAAAAACAAGUAUGAGGUUCAUCAUGGUGUCCGUAUCACAGAUGGCGCGUUAGUUGCCGCCGCAACAUACAGCAAUCGCUAUAUUACCGACCGAUUUCUGCCUGAUAAAGCUAUCGAUCUGGUAGAUGAGGCGGCUUCCGCCCUACGACUUCAACAGGAGUCGAAGCCUGACGUGAUCAGGGAGUUGGAUCGUGAUAUUACGACUAUCCAAAUUGAACUAGAAUCCCUUCGAAAAGAAACCGACGUCAGCAGUCGUGAAAGACGUGACAAACUUCAGCAAGACCUAAAAGCUAAACAAGAAGAAGCCGCCAAACUGACAGAAGUCUGGGAGAAAGAAAAGGCUGAAAUCGAGAAUCUCAAACGUACCAAGGAGGAACUGGAACGCGCUCGGUUCGAACUCGAAGAAGCCCAAAGAGAAGGGAACUUUGCAAAGGCUGGUGAGCUGAGAUAUUCCAAGAUCCCAAGUCUUGAGGCGAAAUUGCCAAAGGAUGGCGAAGAACAAACCGAUGCUCAGACCAGCCUCAUCCAUGAUUCAGUCACAGCUGACGACAUUGGGAAUGUCGUUUCUCGGACCACCGGUAUUCCUGUGAGCAAGCUUAUGGCCGGGGAGGUUGAGAAAUUGAUUCGGAUGGAAGAUACCCUCAGGAAAUCUGUGCGUGGACAGGAUGAAGCUCUCUCAGCUGUUGCAAAUGCAGUCCGUAUGCAAAGAGCCGGGCUGAGUGGGGAAAACCGUCCACUUGCCUCAUUUAUGUUCCUCGGCCCUACCGGUGUUGGUAAGACCGAACUUUGCAAGAAAAUGGCUGAGUUCUUAUUUUCUACCGAAACCGCCGUGGUGAGGUUUGACAUGAGUGAAUUUCAGGAGAAGCAUACCAUCAGUCGUCUAAUUGGCUCCCCUGCUGGAUAUGUGGGCUACGAUGAUGCUGGUCAACUCACAGAGGCUGUAAGACGGAAGCCAUAUGCCGUCCUUCUGUUCGAUGAAUUUGAGAAGGCUCAUCGUGAUAUUUCUGCUCUCCUUCUCCAAGUUCUCGAUGAGGGCUUCCUCACAGAUUCACAGGGCCAUAAAGUCGACUUCAGAAAUACUCUCAUUGUUCUUACGUCAAAUCUCGGGGCCGAUAUUCUCGUUGGUGCCGACCCUCUACAUCCCAUCAAGAAUUUCGGGGAUGAGGAACUUUCUCCAGAUGUCAAAAAGGCCGUUAUGGAUGUUGUCCAGGGAGCUUACCCACCUGAAUUCCUCAACCGUAUUGAUGAGUUUAUUGUUUUCAAACGACUAUCGCGGACAGCCCUAAGAGAUAUUGUUGAUAUCAGAAUCAAAGAGCUCCAAUCAAGGCUAGAUGAUCGACGGAUGACCUUGCAGGUGGAUGACGAAAUUAAGGAUUGGCUCUGCGAAAGAGGUUAUGAUCCUAAAUUUGGUGCUCGCCCUCUCAACCGUCUGAUCUCGAAAGAAAUUGGCAACAGGCUCGCAGAUAAGAUCAUCCGUGGUGAAGCCACGGCAGGGCAAACUGUACGUGUUUCAUUCAAUGCCAACAAGGAUGGGCUUGAAGUCACGGCCACAGCCACAGAAAAUGAGACAGCUUGAUGAUUUAGGAAUGUUUUGGGAUCGCGUCUCGGGCUGUUUUGCUAUUUUUGGUGUUCGGCUUGGGAUUUAGUUGCUUUUUUUUUUUUGAUAUGUAUUGUAGGUUGGAUCACUACUGUGUAUAAUAAUAUUCGGUUGUAUAGUACUCGC